CUCAGCUGUAUAUCAAUGGGCGCAGCCAUACAAUGUUAUGUUUGCGACUCCAGCGUCAAUCCCGGCUGUGAGGAUCUCAAUCCCAACUCGAGCAUUGUUUCCGUAAACUGCACUCUGGACAAAAUGAAAUCAGUGGACAGCUGGCUUUUUGAACUGAACAAGUUUGAUUACUUUGAUAAUGGCGCAAACAAGAAUCCGCUUAUGAAUUGCCAAAAGGUGGUGGCUAAAGAUUAUGAAACCAACAAGAUGGUAACAGCACGCUUCUGUCAGUUGGACACUGGAGAUUCAGAUGCUUGUGAAAUUCUGCGCUCCAAGUUGAAAAUCAGUAGUGAUAACAAUGGAGGGCAGCGGGGUCAGAGGCAGAGGCGUUGGGAGCGGGAUCAGCAUCAACAGCAACAACAACAGCAGCAGCAGCGACGCAAGGGUCAUGGCAAGGAUGCUGAAGAAGAGGCUUCAGCCGAGGAUGAAUUCUUUUGUGAUAUUUGCAAAAAGGAUCACUGCAAUGGAGCUGACGCUGUCACGCUAACGUCAUACACGAUAAUAGGUGUAAUGUUUGUAUUGCAACAGCUGCUGACACGCCCCCUAAUUCGCUGCUGAAGCGAGAGGGGCGGUGUAGAUGUCACGGCUAAACGCUGGUUGCAUUUAGGUUGAGUUACCUUUAACGUUUAUCGUUUACUUUGUAAAUAUUCGAGUGCCCAUU
This is a messenger RNA of Drosophila innubila, 700 nucleotides long. RefSeq lists its product as uncharacterized. The record is from RefSeq and is a predicted model, not a curated record. Gene Ontology annotation, biological process: sleep; regulation of synaptic transmission, cholinergic; positive regulation of voltage-gated potassium channel activity. The transcript has 4 exons. The coding region runs from base 16 to 597 and encodes 193 amino acids. Lineage: Eukaryota; Metazoa; Arthropoda; Insecta; Diptera; Drosophilidae.